This is a messenger RNA of Triticum dicoccoides, 1647 nucleotides long. RefSeq lists its product as uncharacterized. The transcript is spliced from 5 exons. Bases 65 to 526 code for a protein of 153 amino acids. NCBI's taxonomy places the organism in Eukaryota, Viridiplantae, Streptophyta, Magnoliopsida, Poales, Poaceae. The record is from RefSeq and is a predicted model, not a curated record.
CCUUCUCGUCCCUGUUACGUCGUUCCUGUUCCACUCGACAGAAAAUUCCCGAUCGGGAAACCAGAUGGAAGCCGACGCCGCCUCCUCGCUCAAACCCCCGGCGCCAGAGGAAGCCUCACAAGAGGAUCCCUUGCCAGUGCACUUCUCCUCCUCCGGCGCGGCUGCCCCCGCGACCACGGUGACGUCUCCCGGGGCAAGGGAGGUGGCGGCGGCGAUGGAGGCAGUGGAGCGAGACGCCGCCGCCAUCGCCGAGAGCUACGCCUCCCUAUUCGCCUCCCUCCGCAUCACACUUUCCAACGUUACCUCGACGUCAGCCGAUAACAUGGAGUGCUUGGGCGAAGUCGUAGGCCGCCUCCAGGAGUCAGCACUUGAAGCGUCUUCCAGAGGCAAUAAGUACAUCCAUUCAUGCCUGAGGUUAAAUGAGGAAAUGCGAGGCUUGGAAAGCCUAAGUAUGCAGCUAAAGAUUAUGCGGAAGAUCGUUGAUUCACUAGAUUUGGCUGUUGAUCGGCUGCUCCACCUCCCGUAGUUCAUGCAUACUAUCAGUAGCUUCUACUCCCUCCGUUCCCAAAUAAUUGUCUUUCUAGCCAUCUCAAAUGAACUACAACAUACGGAUGUAUGUAGACAUGUUUUAGAGUGUAGAUUCACUCAUUUUGCUCCGUAUGUAGUCACUUGUUGAAAUCUCUAGAAAGACAAUUAUUUAGGAACGGAGGGAGUACAAGGUAACUACCACUUACAUGUGUUCUUGGCUCACUUGCUUUUAGUUUUUUGUCUAACAUGUACAGAUAUGCAAGAGGAAGUGCUUCAGUGCAUAUUUCCAAAAAAGAAACAACAAUAUUUUUUAGCAAAAUGAUAAGUUUUCAUUAUCCUAUUACUGAUUAUUCUUUUUCCAAGUUUUUGUGUGAUUUAGUAUCUACUUUGUGAACUAAAACCACGAUGAGUAAAUCGGAACAGAGGGAGUAGAAUGCAUGGAGUCACUGCACAUAUGCAUGAUAAUACCUUCUUACCACCAUUAACUUAUUUGGAAAAUAUUGAAUGUUCUUAAUACUCUAGAACGGCCUCCUUACCAACUAAUACUGCAUAUAAGAAUUUUUUCGAAGUCAUACUCUUAUGAACUUUAACCAAGUUUAUAGAAAAUAUAUGAACAUUUAAUGUAGUUAACAGAUGGUUCUUAUAUGACCUCAUGAGUUUGACUUGGCAUAUGCCUUUAUUUAGGAUGCCUUGAAUAUUUACUUUUCACAUCAUUAAGAAACAUCUCUAUGGCGUGCAGUACUUAUGGUUGCAAAUUAAGUGCUGCAGGAACUUCUGAUGAAAUUUAUAUUCACCAAGUAGCUGUCACAUUUGAAGAGGCAACCAACUACUGUAAAUCUGAAGUGGUGUGUACAAGCAACGGAGAAGUUUUCCUCUUCCACUGACAUGACGAAAUUCUCCCAACUCUUUGACUUUAUUGUUCUUCCUUAUGUGUAUUUGGGAUCAAGGAUAUGUAUUUGUUGAGAAAUAACUAUUUGCAACUCUUCCAUCCUUUAUCUGCUUGCAUACCUGUGUCUCGGGUUGUGUUUGUGGAGUGGGUCAUUCAACCUAUGGACACAAAUGUUGUUUUUCUCUGUAAGAGGAAGAAAGAGCAAUAAAUAUACUUUAUUUUUAUAACCA